AGAGUCAGUUUGUGCCUGUACACCGGCUCGAACCCUCAGCUCACAUAAAAUGGCUGGCUGUGGGUCCGAGAGAGCUAGCAAUGCCUAUUGUGACCCAGAAACGCAACUUUCAACGCACAAUGAUCUGAAUGAUUCAAUAGGUUGAUCCGGAAUGGAUUCCCAGUUAGCGGCUGUCCUAACGAAUCGUGGGACAGCUUCUUUGAACAGAAGCCAUCUGCCAGAGAGGACAGGAAAAUCCAUGGAAAUGCCACCUUUGACAGAUAUUCAAGAUGUACCCAUUGAUCUAUCCCUGAAAUCCUCAUGUUCUCUACCUCUUGAUUCUCAACCCCUGUGUUACAAAAUGGCUCCCUCAUGCAACUACAAAGCAAAGCAGUUUUACUGGAGAGAAACAAGAAUUCAGGGGAGAAUGGAAGAGACGAGCAAGGACAGUACAGACACAAUUGAAAUUGUGGCAGAAGUGACUGGGGUGCACAAACCCGUCCUGUCCAAUAUAGACUCCUUGCCAAACUCAUGCAAGAACUCUUUGACUCCUGGUUUUACUGGCUGCUUAUUGGAACAAAAAGGUGUUACAUCUGAGUCUCUCUCCAGUGACCAGUCAGAAUCCCACACUGCCAGCCUGGUUACUGUUAAAGACGAGAUCGAGGAGGUAUGCAUCGGGGAAUUGGAGGGGUACAGUGAUGAUCAGUCAGAUUCACAGGGUUCCCUCGAUGAGGUAAAUGAGGGCUUGACAAGGGACAUUGCUGAUGGCACUGACAUGCAGAACACAAUUGUUUCAGGUGCUAACAGCAAUAUGGUCCCCAUGGAUACCAUUACAGCCUUAAAUACUGAACCUGAGGAUAUUGCAGCUGACAGCUGUGGGUUCACAGCCAGAGAAGCAUCUCCUUCAGAAGGAAAAUCGCCAGGCUUGAAUGGAGAUGUCAGUUCUUUAUUAGGGGUGGAAAUGCAAGUUAAUAAACAGCCAAAAUUUAAUUUGGGGAUCUUAUCUGACGGCGGCGAGUUUCCCAUUAAGGGUGGUGAUGCUGAAGGAGAGGAAAAAGAAAUGGUACGAUGGAAAGGCAGGAAAAAAUGCUCAAGUCGUCAUGCCCCUGCUUACAGUAUUCGCACAAGGAGCCAGAGGAGGAGAGAAAUUAACAGAGAGGCAAAGGCGGAGUGUGGGAAAGAGGAUAAUACUCUCCUUGGGAAAGAAACACAAAAGAGGGAAGUGCUGUUGCAGUCUUCUCCCCCCGCCUCUGACCUCCCUGGACGGUUUCAGGGCCUGUGUGAGACUGAGGGAGAACAGGAUGCGGGAGCAGAUGCAGAUAGGAUAGGGAAGGGAAGAGAGUGUCAGCAGAAACUGCAGGAGGAAGUGCUAGAUCUGAGCUUGUCUAGGAAGGGAGGAAGGAGCAACACAGUCUGCAGGAAGGGAGGAUUUGAAGAAGGAAUUGAGACUAGCCUUUUAAUGGAAGUAGAUGAGAUAGUGCAGCAGGAGGUAGCAGAGGAUGAGGAGGAUGCUGAAAUUGGAUCAAGAGAGAGGCAAGCGGCCAUCGGUUUUGACCUGCCGAACGGUGAGGCUCCUUUUUCAUCUUCCUCAGCACCACCCUCACCUUCUGCAUCGCCCUCUGUGGAUCCUAGCCUUGCUGACCUCCUCCUUAUCGACAACCAGGGUGUCCCCUACACGCUCACCCCUGAUGGUCAGAAAGUGUUUCAGGUGGAGCUCCCCAAACCUCACAAAGCCUUCAGUGUCAGGCCUCGGCCCAAAUCAAAGCAGGUGAAACCCAAGGAUUCCACUGUGAGCGCUGCACUGUCCAACCAGGUUUUACCGAAUGCUCUUCCCUGCCAGCCCUCUGGGGCAACGCCGUCAUGUCUUAUUCCCCCUGCAUCACCAGGAUCCUCAGAUGACUCAAAAACUGCCUCCUCCUCAGGUGCCAAAUCCAGCUCUUUGGCUGCUCCUCAACCCCCAACCCUGUUGGAUUUAGAACCCCAAUCCCAGCCCAUUCGAAUUUUAGCCAAUUCCGCAACCACCUCCCCCAUCCUCCUCCUGCCAUCUUCUCAACUCUCGUCCCUUUCUCCAUCCAAACCCAACACAAAUUCAGGUCUAAUGGCACUUUCCUUGCCUGUGUCCCUUACCCAAAACUCAACAUCCACCCCUCUGCUUCUUGUGAUCUCCCCUCUCACCCCUGGUUCGGCUCCCUCUACCUCUUCCCCCAUCCUCACUGUUCCGUCUUCUGUAUCACUCUCACAGACCACUUCUCCAUCUGCAGUCUCUCUUCCUCUGUAUUCUGUGCAGACUAACCUUGAGUCCUCUUUUCCCACCAAUCCUGCAGUCCCUGUUCUUAACCCAGAAUCCUUUACCCUCUUUCCCGCCAUCUCAGGAAACAGUAACCAGUGCACCCCUUCCUCUCCUUCAGUCUCCUCCUCCACAGGAGGUCCAAUCCCUGACCUUUCUUCCAAAGAAAUUAUUCCCAAACUAUCACCCAAUAGACUCAUGAAAUCAGAUCCUGCCUCUGACACCAAAUCAAGUUCCAUUACUGAAACCCAGAUCGAAUGUGCCCAGUCACCAAUCCUUGCUAGCUUAUCUCCCAAGGAGAUUCCCCCUUAUGAAAUAAGGCACAGUCUAAAAACAUCUCCCCCUUCAGCCUCAGCAAACCCAUUCUCGGCUGAUGACCAAUCUUAUCCCAUCUCCGGCACGCCACCUCCAGAAACAAUCUUCCCCACCAACCAUCCAAAAAAUCUCAAUUUGUCCCCUAACUGUCCUCGUCGAAUCCUAUACUGCCAGUUUUGCCCACGGGCUUUCUACUACCUCUCCGACUUGGAGCGCCACUCCAUCACACACUCGCAGAGCAAGCCCCACGUCUGUCCGCUCUGCAGCAAGGCUUUCAAGCGCUCUAGCCACCUGGAGCGGCAUAAACACAUCCACACGGGCCAGAGGAACUUCAUCUGCCCUAUAUGCUCCAAGAGGUUCCGCGAGGCCGGGGAGCUCCUCAGGCACCAGCGGGUCCACACGGGGGAGAAGCCCUUCCAGUGCCUGCAGUGCCACAUGCGCUUUGCCGAGCGCAACACUCUGCGCCGGCAUGCCAAGCGGAAACACCAGGAGCAGCAGGGACCGGACGGGCAGGAGGAGGGCGGUCGCUACUCUGACGACAUUCAGGAGGACAGUGCAGAGUGGUACAGCUCUACUGUGCCUGAACUGGACUCUGACAAUGAAACUGACUGAGAGUAGGAAAUAUGGCCACAGCC
Conger conger (European conger) is the source of this 3216-nucleotide messenger RNA. RefSeq lists its product as uncharacterized. The record is from RefSeq and is a predicted model, not a curated record. The coding region runs from base 152 to 3193 and encodes 1013 amino acids. The transcript is spliced from 2 exons. Lineage: Eukaryota; Metazoa; Chordata; Actinopteri; Anguilliformes; Congridae. Gene Ontology annotation, cellular component: nucleus.